Messenger RNA from Aureobasidium melanogenum CBS 110374, 2379 nucleotides. Its product is annotated as UDP-Glycosyltransferase/glycogen phosphorylase. Gene Ontology annotation, molecular function: UDP-glycosyltransferase activity; hexosyltransferase activity. The transcript has 4 exons. The record is from RefSeq and is a predicted model, not a curated record. Lineage: Eukaryota; Fungi; Ascomycota; Dothideomycetes; Dothideales; Saccotheciaceae. Gene Ontology annotation, biological process: carbohydrate metabolic process. The coding region runs from base 1 to 2379 and encodes 792 amino acids.
AUGAACAUUGCAGUUCUCAUCACUGGUUCUCGUGGAGAUGUCCAGCCGUUCGUCGCUUUGGGCCAAGUCUUGACAAAGCCGCCAUACAACCACCGCGUCAGAAUCUGCACCCACCCCAACUUCAAAGAUUUCGUCGAAGAGAAUGGACUCGAGUUCUUCUCCAUUGGUGGAGAUCCUGAAAAGCUCAUGUCAUACAUGGUUCGCAACCCUGGUGUCUUGCCCAGUCUCGAGUCUAUGAAAGCUGGAGAUGUCGGCGACCGCCGUAAAGAGAUGGCAGAGAUGUUGGAGGGCUGCUGGAGAGCUUGUACACAAGGUGGAAACGGAAUGGAUCCCAUCAGACUUCCGGAGACGAGCAAGAUCAGCACGGAGACCCUCAUGAAAUUGCCGGAUCCUUUUGUCGCAGACGCCAUCAUCAGCAAUCCUCCUGCUUAUGCCAACAUUCACAUUGCUGAGAAGCUGGCAGUACCUCUACACAUGAUGUUCACCAUGCCUUGGAGUCCGACGACCGCGUUUGCCCAUCCCCUGGCCAAUCUGGACAGCGACAAAGGAGAUAGAAAACUUGCAAACUACCUUUCAUACUACAGCAUGGAGUUGCUUACAUCAGAGGGGUUGAUCGAUCUGAUCAACGACUUCAGAGAAAACACAUUGGCAUUGGAUCCUCUGCAUGCUGCUUGGGCACAUCAAUUGCUGCCUCAGUUGAAGGUGCCAUUCACAUACUGCUGGUCGCCUGCCUUGAUUCCGAAACCAGAAGAUUGGGGCUCACACAUCACCAUCAGUGGCUUCUUCUUCAUGGACCCCAAGAAGGACUUUGAGUUUGAACCUGAUUUGAAGAAAUUCUUGGAUGCUGGUGAUCCACCAAUUUAUAUUGGGUUUGGUUCGAUCGUUGUAGACGAUCCAGAAGCGAUGACAAAAAUGAUUCUGGAUGCUGUUAAGCAGCUUGGAAUCAGAGCUCUGGUAUCCAAGGGAUGGGGAAAGAUUGGAGGUGAAGAUGUUCCUGACAACGUCUUCCUACUUGGCAAUGUGCCCCACGAUCAGCUCUUCCCGCAUUGUGCAGCAGUUGUACACCAUGGUGGUGCUGGCACAAAUGCUAUCGGUAUAUCUCUUGGCUGUCCAACAGUCGUGGUGCCAUUCUUUGGUGACCAACCUUGGUGGGGAGAUAUGAUUCACAAGGCUGGAGCUGGCCCGGCACCUAUACCCUACAAGGAUCUUGAUGCCGACAAGCUUGCCAACCAAAUCAGAGAAGCCCUCAAACCCGAGACAAAGGAACGUGCAAGAGAACUUGCAGCUAAGAUCAAGGAAGAAACGGGUACUAAGACUGCUGCAAAGUUCUUCCAUGAGACCAAACAGAUGCAAGAUGCUUACUGCUUCUUGUGCCCCGAGAAAGUUGCAGUGUACCGCCUGAGAAGAACGAACAUCAGGCUCAGCGCUCUUGGUGCAGCUAUUCUUGUCGACAAGGGCAAGAUUCAACCCCAACAUUUGAAGCUCAUCAGACAGAAGCGAUGGUAUGUCGAGAAGGGUGCCCAAGAGCCCAUCAUCGGCAUUGUUGGUGCGAUUUCAACGACAGGAGUCGGCUACAAGAACUGCUUUAGCCGCUUGUCCAGAGAUCUCCAUGCAAAUAAGAGACCCGAUGCAGGUCGCAGCAAGAUCUUUGUCGGCGACUCGGAAGCCGCCGAACAGGUUCCCGGUGCUCUCAAAGCUGUUGGCAAAUUCGGCGGAUCCCUGGGCAUGAACACGCUCAGACUCCCUGUGGAUCUCUUAUACAACCUCGCCAAUGGGUUCCACAAUAUGCCUUACCAUUUCUUCAACGAUGACACUGUUCGCGUCCGUGGCGAGAUCAACGGUAUCAUGUCUGGCACAAAGGUUGGAGUUCAGGAACUGACAUUCGGCUUCUACGAUGCAUUCACCGGUGUCGUGACACAACCCGUCCGCGGCUACAAAAAACACAGCAGUGAAGGCGUUGGACAAGCAACAUGGGGCGCAACCAAAGGAGUUGGCAAGGGCCUCGUAGGCCUAGUCAGCAAAUCCUCUGCCGCAGCCCUCGGAGUCCCAGGCUACGGCUUCAAAGGCCUCGAAAAAUCUAUCCGCACAGGCUGGAAAACACGCGACAUGCCUAAUCAAAACAGCUUAGCCCUGCUCCACGCCCUCCAAGGCCGAGCAUCCGACGAAGAAAAGAUGAGUGAUGCCGUUUUGGCCAUCGUCUCACAAGCCCAAGGCAACGGUGUGCGUCACCAAAUCCGUGGCAGAAGAGGUUGGCAGUGUUUCCUCGAGCUUCAAAAUCUUCGUCAAAAUCCUGACAAGGCUGCUGCCAAGGAAGAAGCGGUCUUGCAGGCUUGGGAGAAUCUUAAGGUCCCUAAGGAGUUUACGCGUGUUGAGCAGUGA